This is a messenger RNA of Ostertagia ostertagi, 726 nucleotides long. The record is from the annotation of a GenBank genome assembly. NCBI's taxonomy places the organism in Eukaryota, Metazoa, Nematoda, Chromadorea, Rhabditida, Trichostrongylidae.
GAGAAUUCCAAACCGACACCAUCACCUCCUCUUGAACCAGCCGAGAGUGCUGCGCCAUUUAUUUCAACGUAUACUUCGGUAGCCAACAUUGAUCCAAGCUCUAGUAGUCGUUGUGACGCUAGUCCCUCACCACCAAAGGAUCCUCAUCCCACACUGGAGGAGGUUUCCAACGCCUCAGCUGCGGUACUGGCUCCGGAGAAGCCACUCAGAGCGGUGGAAACGACUCGACAACAGGACUUUUUCUUGAAUCACAGCGCAUACGCCGAUAGUAUGGAUGAGUCGAGGUUGCGGAGCGGGAAGACCGACUUGGUAUCCAUUCGGACAGACUCCUUGAAAGCAGCCAAAAGAAGGUCAUGGGCGGCUUCGGAGGGAACUACGUUGCCCGAAGCGGACACGAUCCGCCGGAUACUCGAGGAGCAACGGAGAGGCAGAAAUCACUUCUUGCCUGAACUGCCGACGGCUCAUGAGGAAGUCAAAGCCGAAGCUAACGAAGCCGAGAAGGAAAGCUCGUCUGGCUCUGAUAGGACUGUAACUACUGAUGAUGAGUCUGUGGCAAAGAGUGACGACGAUAUUGAGAUGGAAGAGGUGAAUCGACGAGUUGUGAAGGGUAUUCUGCGUCCACUUGGAUUGAAGAAAGAGCGUCGAUGCAUCGAGUUCGAUCCGUUGGCGUUGAUGUUGGAUGCAGCUCUCGAGGGCGAAUUGGAUCUGGUGAAAUCCAGUGCUGCC